AUGUUGGCAGCAAGACCAUGGACGAGCCUGUGCUUGCUUGCAGGCAGCUGGACGGGUGCUUGGGCGCGGUCCGGGGGAUUGAGCGAGGACCCUGAUAUCAAGGCCAUCUCGCUGCGAACACACAGUCUCGAGCCCCCGUACCUCGACUCGGACAUGCAGAGCCGCUGGUGGGAUUUUGGCGGAGACACGAUUAUUCGGACUGAUAAGUACAUUCGACUGGCUUCAGACAAGCCCUCGCGCGACGGCUGGCUGUUUUCGCGCGUGCCUCUGACAGCGACCAACUGGGAGAUCACAUUCGAGUUCAAGAUCCACGGCCAAGGCAACCUCUACGGCGAUGGCUUCGCCAUGUGGCUCACCAAGCAGCGCGCGCAGCCAGGAAACGUCUUCGGCCACACCGACAAGUUUGAGGGCCUCGGCCUCUUCUUCGACACAUACAAGAACAACCGCCCCGGCACCGUGUUUCCCUACAUCAUGGCCAUGAACGGAGAUGGAAACACGCCCUACGACAAGGACAACGACGGCAAGGCCAACGAGGUCGCUGGAUGCUCUGCCCGUGGCAUUCGCAAUGCCCAGAUCGCCACCAAAGCUCGUCUCACGUAUUUCCAAGAACAAUUCCUCCGCCUCGAGCUCCAGUACAAGUCAGAGGGCGAAUGGACCCAAUGCUUCGAGAUCCCCAACUUCAAGGUUCCGCCCGUCGCCUACUUGGGUUUCUCCGCCGAAACCGGCGAACUGUCCGACAACCACGACAUCGUUUCAGUCAAGUCGCAAAAUCUCUACAAAAAGACCCCUGGGUCGGCUUCCUCGUCAGGAAGCUCAGGGGGCAAGACUGCCUCGUCUAUGACGCGCGAAAAGAGCAGCAGCGGUGGAAGCUGGACUUGGUUCCUCGUCAAGUUUGUGCUAUUUGGCCUAGCCCUGACCGGUGCCUAUGUCGGCUUUACCGUUUACAGGACCAAGCAAAGAGACCGUUUUUAG
This is a messenger RNA of Alternaria ethzedia, 972 nucleotides long. RefSeq lists its product as uncharacterized. Gene Ontology annotation, cellular component: Golgi membrane; endoplasmic reticulum membrane; COPII-coated ER to Golgi transport vesicle. The record is from RefSeq and is a predicted model, not a curated record. The transcript has 4 exons. Gene Ontology annotation, biological process: Golgi organization; endoplasmic reticulum to Golgi vesicle-mediated transport; endoplasmic reticulum organization. Gene Ontology annotation, molecular function: D-mannose binding. NCBI's taxonomy places the organism in Eukaryota, Fungi, Ascomycota, Dothideomycetes, Pleosporales, Pleosporaceae. Bases 1 to 972 code for a protein of 323 amino acids.